Arvicola amphibius (Eurasian water vole) is the source of this 6330-nucleotide messenger RNA. RefSeq names its product tandem C2 domains, nuclear (gene Tc2n). The coding region runs from base 202 to 1671 and encodes 489 amino acids. The record is from RefSeq and is a predicted model, not a curated record. Lineage: Eukaryota; Metazoa; Chordata; Mammalia; Rodentia; Cricetidae. Gene Ontology annotation, cellular component: nucleus. The transcript is spliced from 12 exons.
GGAGGCAGAGCGCCGGCGUCAGUUACAGGUGUCCCGCCCGCAGGAGUGGAGGAUCCCGCUUGGCGCUGGGUGCAGCGAGGGCGCCCACGCCUCGAGAGCCGCGGGAGAAGACGUCCGGGAGAGCGCAAGACUUCGGCGGGGAGCUGCGGCGGCUCAGCAGGUUGAUAUUGGAAGUUUUCUGAUUCUUAGAAAUUGAGUGUAAUGGCCGCAGAAUGUAUAAAGAGUUGCUGUAGAGGAUGUUUCUAUGGUGAAACAGAAAAGCAGAAGUUUUCUGUGGAAAGGGACUUUAAAGCAUCAGUCUCAAAUAGCCAAAACACCAUCUGUACACCUCCACUGGCUUCUGUUUCAGUAAAGCCCCAAGUUGGCUGUAGUGAGGAUUAUUUGCUUUCCAAAUUACCAUGUGAUGGCAAAGAAGUACCAUUUGUGGUGCCCAGGUUUAAAUUAUCUUAUAUUCAGCCCAGGAUACAAGGAACUCCCUCUCAUCUGGAUGAAUUAGAAGGAUCUGUCAGAGCAUCUUUUGGAGAUCAAAAGGCAGAACUCUGCAGUUCAUUGUACCAUGGACCCAGCUAUGAUGUGUAUAAUCCGUGCUAUAUGUAUCAGCACUGUUCACCUGAUUUAAAUAGGCGCUUUCCUUCUCAUUUUGAAACCAAAAAAAUGUAUGGAUCUGUUUGUGAUUUAAGGACCAAUAAACGCCCUGUUUCCCCUGGGCUAAGCAAAUCCAUGUUUGAUCUUACAACUCCACCUCAACGAUUCAUCCAGAGACAUGACUCAUUGUCCAGUGUGCCUAGUAGUUCUUCUUCCAGGAAAAAUUCUCAGGGCAGUAACAGAAGCCUGGAUACAAUCACCCUAUCAGGAGAUGAAAGAGACUUGGGGAGAUUGAAUGUGAAAUUGUUUUAUAAUUCUUCAGCAGAACAGAUCUGGAUCACAGUUUUGCAGUGCAGAGAUGUAAUUUGGCCCUCUAGUUAUGGAGAUGCUCCCACAAUUUCUAUAAAAGGAACUUUAACUUUCUCUAAGCCAGUGCAUUUCAGAUCUUCAGCCAAAGAAGCUUCCAAUGCUAUUGAAUUUAUGGAAACUUUUGUAUUUGCUAUUAAACUACAAAGUCUACAAACUGUAAGGCUUGUAUUUAAGAUUCAAACCCAGACUCCCAGGAAGAAAACCAUUGGAAAAUGUUCUCUAUCACUCAGAACUCUCAGUACACAAGAAAUGGAUUACUCAUUGGAAAUAAUACCACCUUCAAAAAUUUCUGUUUGCCAUUCAGAACUUGAACUGGGGACUUGUUUUCAAGCAGUAAAUAGCAGGAUUCAGCUACAAAUUCUUGAGGCACAAUACCUUCCAAGCUCAUCAACACCUCUGACUUUGAGUUUUUUUGUGAAGGUGGGGAUGUUUAGCUCAGGAGAGCUGAUCUAUAAGAAGAAGACACGCGUACUGAAGGCGUCCAGUGGGAGAGUGAAAUGGGGAGAAACUAUGAUCUUUCCACUCACACAGACUGAAAAGGAAAUUGUUUUCCUCAUUAAACUGUACAGUCGAAGCUCUGUAAGAAGAAAACAGUUUGUAGGCCAGCUCUGGAUAAGUGAAGACAGUAACGACAGUGACGCCGUGGACCAGUGGAGAGAGACAGUCACAAACCCAGAGAAGGCCGUUGUCAAGUGGCACAGGUUACAUCCAUCGUGAAGACUUCAGUGAAGAAACAACUUUACAGUCUUUUAGAAGAAACAUGAUUUUAGUUUUCUAAAGCUUGUAAUGCAGUCUAUCAGUUAUACAAAGUGAACAAAAUGUUUUAAAAUAGUGCCAAAACAGAAGUUAAAACAAAGGGUAGUUUUAUUAGGCCAACUAAAUAGAUUAUAAAAUCUAGGAAAAUAUCAUUCCUAGAUAGGUUUUUCUAUAUUGCUUUUGCUUUUUUUGCAUUGUUUUGUGCUUUGAAAACUUUAAUUUUGAAUACUGAAAACUUAUUUUUCAAGUAAACAAAUCCAAAUCUUUGAGCCUCUAAAGUAAACAUAGAAAAAAAGUAAGAAACAACUGAGCAAGCAGCUGCUAGCAAUCCUUCAGCAUUUCACAGGGUGGAUUUAACAGAGCUUAUCUUCGUAGUAGUAAGGAUGCAGAACUACGCACAUGGCCAUAACCUUUUGUCAUCUUGUACUAUUGGACAUUAAAACCUAGCACACUAAUCCCUCUUAGUACUAUUAGGUAUUUACAGGACUUUACCACUUGUCCUGUGCUAGGCAUGAUUGAUUAGAUCUUGGUUAUAUGGUGUAUAUCUUCAUAUGUACUUUUUCGAGCAAAAAUGAGUAGAACCAUUUCUAUUUUUUAUUUUGUAUUUCAGAAAAGUUGAUACCUAGUGCUUACAAUUUCUUAUCUGUAAGUGCAUGAUGACCUUUUUAUAAGCUGCUUAUCUCCAGGAGAAUUAGAGAAUUAUUAACAUUUUCCCAAGAAUAAAUAAGCUUGGAGCUAGCAGGAUGGCGCAGUGGGUAAAGGAGCUGUCACUGCACUGACAGUUGAGUUCCUCCAUUUCCAGAACGCAGCGUGAGAGAAGGAGAGAAGGGUGAGCCCUUCAGUUUGCUCUCUGACAUCCACAUGUAAACCAUGGUGCAUACAUGUAUACAUGCACACGUGCGCACGCGUGCACAUACACACACACACACACACACACACGCACUCCAUAAAAAAAGAAUAAAUGAAGUUUAUUUGAAAUCCAAAAUAUGCACAUUUUGCUGUCAUCCUCAUUCUUUUCCUUUAUUUGGUGUUAAAACAAAAUAUUUUAUAUUUGGGUUAACUUAAUUUAGCAAAAUUAAAUGAGCUUAAAUAGUAAAUUCAGUAGUUUUGAUCAUAAGUUCUUUGUUUUAGAUUUUGAUGUAAGUUACUUGUUCUGUAAUCUACAAUGUUAAAGUAUUUUCCAAUUUUUAAUAACCGUACCUGAUAAAAAUUUAUAGAAUGUAUAUAUUUUUCUACUGCAGGUUUUGUUUCGGUACAUAUUACAAUUUAGCCUAUGGAUAUUAUUCCUGCUUGGAUGGCCAUAAGAGUUGUAGCUAAGACAAUACAGUUUUUAGGAAGAAGCAGACAACAGUUUCUAAUAUUAUAAAGUGACUUUAUUUUUGCUAAUAAAUAAAUGAUGAGAUCUAUAUUCCUGAUCCUCCUCUCUCCCUCCCUCUUGACCAAUCUGCCUACUUGCCUCUCUCUUUCUUUGUAUCACACAAUUUAGGUCAGAGAAAUAUUUUGUUAUAAUGUAGGAAUAACCUUUUUAAUUCCAGUUCUUUAUUGUCUAGAUAUUUAAUUAGAACCUAAAUUGAACUGUUACCUAGAUAUCUUCUCAAGCUACAAAUAUAUGUAGUUUAUAUUCUCCUUGCUUCUGUUGCCUAGAUUUUAUGAUACCAGUGGCAUUAACCAGAAUUCUUUGCCAUUGUGAAUUUUGAAAAAUAAAUUUAGACUUAUGAAAAGUGGAGUACUAGUAAGUGCUCCCUUGGCCUUUAGGAAAAACAUCCUUUGUGAUAGUGAUAGUAGUUUGUAAAUUGAGAAUUAAACUUUAACUUUACUUUGUUUAAUAGAUUUUAUUUUUAAGGUUGGCACAGAAGUUUUCUACAUGUAAUCUUCUGUUGUCAACACAGGCACAACCUUCUGCACUUUGAACAUCCUGCACCCAAAUAAGGCAUUUGUCAGAACUGGCCAACCUACACCAACAUGUCAUAGGCUUGCUAUUUUUAAAAUCUAGAAUUUUAUUUUCAGCAUUUUUUGUGUUCUCCUACUUUUAAUUACUAAAGUUGAUACAUGCCAUUUAUUUAAUUCAAUUUUAAUGAUCUAAUUAAUAGUUAAGCAUAUGUAUAAUAUAAAAUUGAGGAAAAGAUAUGCUUUCUUCAUUUCCCAGUGUCCUAGAUAGCCUAGAUAAAAUCAAUACAAAGAAAAUUGUAUUUAAAAGAACUUUCAGGUGAAAAAGUAUUGAUAGGUGAAGGUUUCUGAUGUUUCAGUCUUUACUGAAGCGUUUUUCAACUGAAGAUGUACUGAAUGUAAAUGUGUAUGCUCAUUGUGUCCUUGAAAUUUUAUGUGAAAUGUAAGAAAAAAAUAGGAACCAAUAAUAAAGACCGAAAUAUUAUGCAAAAAUCAUUUUUCUUUGUAUUGGUUUGGGCUUUUCUUGACCUUUAUUUGUAACAAAGAAAAAGGAACCUAAAUGAUGCUGGGAAACCAAAUGGAAACCAAGGAAACUUCAUAAUUGGAGAGAUUAGUCAUUUAUAAACUCUGACAUUUAUAAAAUGUAUUUAUAAACUCUCAGAUAACAUAAAAGGUUACAGCCCAUGUCAACACUGUUUGGCAUUCAUUUAAUUUUACACGAUGGUAUUCUCUUUACAAUGGUUCUUUUCUUUCUUUUUUCUUUUUCUAUUAAUUAAUUGGCAUACUUGUUUACUUCCCAGUUUGUACAUAUGCCCUUAAUUUCUUGGUAUAAUAAACACAUUUCAAUUCAAAUAGCACCUUUGAUUGCUAUGCAGAACAGAAGUAAUUGGUUCUGCAAUUUACUUGCUCAGUUGCAUACAAACAACAUGCUAUAUAUGAAAAUAUAUUUGAAAAAAAGUUACUGGCUGAAUUACAGGUAUUAAAUACUAAACAUUCUAACAGUUACUGGAUGAAUUACAGGUACCAAAUACUAAACAAUUUAACAACUUAUUAUGAUUUAUUCUAUUUAACCAUCUAGGAAGUUUGAAGCCAUCAUCAGUCCAGUGGUAAUUUCAAGUGCAAUUGGGAAUUCAGGAAUUUUGAUGGAGCUGUUAGUGUAGCAGAUCUUGUAGGUAAAAUAUAUGCAACUUUUAGUAGCUCAUAUGAAGGAUUCUCUCUAAAAUUGACUUCAUUGAUUUAAUUCUCAGCAAACUAACAUGACCUUUAUUUUUAUGUUAUUAAUCCAUGUUCUAUAUUUAUAAUGAAUUCAUGACCACCUGAAGCUAUUAAUUUGAUAUACAUGGGCUUCACAGCCACCAUAGGUUUUUUACUCCAUCCAUUAUGUUAUUAUAAAAUAUUACUUUGAACCUAUAGAAACUUUGCUGGUUUCCCAUAUAUGUUCUGGGGCACUGGACGGAAUAACUUCUGCCAGAUUACAUCUGCUUUCUGCAACAGGAGGGAGAAUACUCAACAGUGUAUUUAUAAAAUCCCAGAUAACAAAGAAAGUUACAGCCCAUGUGAAAUCAUUGUUUGUCAUUCAUUCAGUUUUACCUAAUUUUUAAAGCAGAAAUCAUACAAAUGACUUGUGUAUUAAUGUCAGCUUUUCCCAGACAAUUGAGAAGAAACCAUUGGGAUUUCUGAACAUAUGUAAUUAUGGUUUAAAAAUAAACCAACCUGAAGUUUUCUUUGAAUAUAGUUUUGCAAAUUUCUUUGAUAAUAAUAAACUCAUCAGCUAGUUGGAAUCCAUUUCUAACCAAAAUUUUCAUUGUUUAUGUAUUCAUAUAUUUGCACAUGUAUGAAAUAUUUCAGAAACUUGGCAUAAAUUCAAACUUUUCUUAUCAUGGUAGAAAUGGAUAUUUCAGAUGCCUCUCUAUUCAGUGUUUGGAAAUUUAUUUAGUGUUUCUUCAGAGCAUAUCAAAAAAAGAACCAAUAAAAUGUUUAUAUCUGUGAUGACUAGGGUGAGGUUUUUUACAUUUUCUCUUGCUGUUCUAAUCAAAUGCUUUCAGUUUUAGGUGAAACACUGAGUUAAAAGAAUUUUGAAUUAAGAUGUAUCCUGUCUAUUUAUAUAGAUUUAUGAAUAAAUCAUACAGAUUUAUGAUUUUAAAGAUACUAAAAGAAUUAUUAGAGUCCUCCAAACUUAGAUUUUAUAUUGUUGUGGACAGAGGUGCGUGCUGUCUAGUUUUAGUGAUUUCCUAGUACAUUUUUUUUAAUAUUGUCAUCUAUUAAAAAAAAAUCUGAUCCUUAAAACAAAUGGUGAUAGGCAAUAUUUCCAUUAAAUAAAUAGGAACUUGGUAAAGGCAGUAGAUAACCUGGAACAAAGUUUCUUCAUGCUUUCUUAGAUGACAAAGAGGUAACUAAUCCAUGCUACACCAAAUAAAGUAUUCUUUUAAAUGGUAUUGGUAAUUAUUUAAAAUUGCUUUUAGUAUUCUCAUGUCAUGGGAUUUUUAAGGUCAUCAUUCUUUAGUUUUUUGAGGCUGGAAGAUGAUUUUUUUAAAAUCUGCUUCUUAUGAUAUAAUGAUUUAUUUUAGCAAAAAUAAGUUUGAUUGUGGUGCUAAGUUGGCCUUCAGUUUAAUUUCUUGGUUUUUCAAUUGCCUUGAUUAUAUAAUGUAUGAAGUUUUGAUCAUGAAAUAACUAAAAUUAUAAAUGAGUCACCAGAUAUGCUUAGAUUUAAUAAACCAUCGUUGUUGAUACUGA